Nymphaea colorata (pocket water lily) is the source of this 4346-nucleotide messenger RNA. Its product is annotated as pentatricopeptide repeat-containing protein At3g49170, chloroplastic-like. Gene Ontology annotation, molecular function: protein binding; zinc ion binding; RNA binding. NCBI's taxonomy places the organism in Eukaryota, Viridiplantae, Streptophyta, Magnoliopsida, Nymphaeales, Nymphaeaceae. The transcript has a single exon. The record is from RefSeq and is a predicted model, not a curated record. Gene Ontology annotation, biological process: RNA modification. Bases 225 to 3419 code for a protein of 1064 amino acids.
AGGCAGGUUAUUCGUUGACCGCUCGGUCAUGUAUCAAAAUUUCAAAAACCUGACGAUCCUUUUUUGGAAUAGGAUCAACUUAUUUUGAGGAUUCAUUCCUGCCGUUCCUCUCUCCGACGACGCAAAAUCUUGAUGUAUGUGGCAGCGCUUCGAUUGGCUUUCCUGGGCUGAGCCAUCAACUCCAUCGCCACUCAUCGAAAGGAAACCACUUGAUUUAUGCACUCAUGGCGAUAAUGGCGUCCUGGACUCUCCACCCAUCCACCAUCAAUCUCAACUUUCUUCAAGACCCACUUCUUCUAUCUAACCCCAAUCUUCCGCUUCAUCUGUUCCCUUCGAAACCCAAGCACCAAUACCAUCACAAACAGAAAAUCAACCAUGGUACUUACCUCAAGGCAUUGCAGUCGCCGCCAAACUUACGUCUUCUUUCCACAACUGCGACUGCAUGGGUUAAGCUUCUGCAAGAGAAUGCGUUGCCCGGUGAGAAGCUUCGAUGCAACAUUGCCCAGCAAACUCAGUUUUCGGUUUCUGAUGGCAAAUGCUGCAGUGUGUUCAACGAGGGCCAAAUGCUUGCUGAAAUGCCUCAACAAAGCGUGGCAUCAUGGAACGCCAUGAUCAUUGGCCAUGCCAAGAUGAAUAGACAUAGGGAUGUUCUGAAACUUUUUGUUCAGAUGAUCAACACUGGACUUGCACCUGAUGAGUUCAGUUUCCCCAGCGCUCUGAAGGCGUGUAUUUCUGUGGUAGACUUUUUCAUGUUCAGGCAAAUGCACGGUUUAGCGGUUAAAUCCGGAGUGAAUCCUCAUCCGGUUGUUGGUAGUGCUUUGGUGGAUGGGUAUGCUAAAAUUGGAUGGGUUGAUGAUGCCAUUUUGGCGUUUGUUGAGAUUGAUGAGAAGGAUGUGGUUUCGUGGAAUGCAGCACUUGGUACUUUUGUGCAGGCUGACCUCUGGGAAGGUGCAUGGGAAGCAUUUCAUGAAAUGCUGAAAGCUGGGAUAGCACCCGAUCAUUUCACUUGCGCUACUCUGCUUAAGGCCUGUGCUGCUUUGAGGUGCUUGUGGAAAGGGAGGCAAGUUCAUGCAAUGGUUAUCACCUCUGGCCAUGCUUCUGAUGUUUUUGUGGCCAAUUCACUCAUUGACAUGUAUGGUAAAUUUGGAGAUCUUGAUGAUAGCAUGUUGGUGUUUGAGACCAUGAGCACGAAGGACCAAGUGUCUUGGAACACAUUAAUUUCUACCUACUCUAAUCUUGGCCAUCCAGAUGAAGCACUCCAAUUGUUCUUUAGAAUGCAACAAGCAGGUUUCAGGACCGACCGGUUCAAUCUAGGAAGCAUUCUCACGGCGUGCAUAAGCCUGUCCGAUGCAAGGAUUGGAAGAGCGUUACAUUGCUUCCUGAUGAGAAGAUUACUGGAUUCAGACGUGGUACUUGGCAGUGCUUUGAUAGACUUGUAUGCAAAGAGUGGUAGAGUCAAUGACGCGCGGAUUGUAUUCAAUAAGUUGGAGCUGAAGAAUUUAGUCUCGUGGAAUUCAAUGAUUGCAGGGUUCGUCCAAGAUGGUCGAGUCAAGGAAGCUCUUGAUUUAUACCAUGAGAUGAUAUUACAAGAUAUGGAACCAGAUCAGCAUACUUACACGGUACUGCUAACCUUAUGUGGUGAUGAAGGACAUGAGCACCAAGGAAAGCAGAUUCAUGCUCACAUUCUGAGAACAAUUGCCAAAAUUAAUCUAGUCUUGGAAUCCGCACUUGUUGAUUUUUAUGUCAAAUGUGGAAGACUGGAUGACGCGCGUAAGAUGUUUGACAGAAUGGAUGAGAGAAAUGCUUAUUCAUGGAAUGCACUAAUCACUGGAUAUGAACAACAGGAUCAGCCAGAUGAAUCCUUAAAUCUUAUGCACCAAAUGCAACAAGCGGGCAUCAAACCUGACCGUUUUUCUCUUGCUAGCAUACUCUCUGCAAGCAGCAGCCUUCUGGACCUCGAUAGGGGAAAGCAAAUUCAUGGGUACGUUGUAAGAAACAAUCAUAUGGAGGAAGGAACUAUCUGCUGUAAUCUCAUAGACAUGCACUCGAAGUGUGGAAAUCUGGAUUGCGCAUACAAGGUGUAUAGUAGCACCGCCCAGAAGGAUGUGUUCCUUCAGAAUGUGAUGCUUUCAGCAUUUAUUGGCUAUGACAGGAUUGAAGCAGCGAGAAAUCUGUUUGAUCAAAUGGAAGAGAAGACCACUGUCUCAUGGAACACAAUGAUUACAGGAUACAACAGGCAUGGAUGUGAGGAUGAGACCUUCAAACUAUACAAAAGAAUGAGGGAAGAAAACAGUGGGUUGGAUGGGUCAACACUGGUUAUAAUGCUUGAUGCAUGCGCCAAUACAGCUGUUCUUAGGCAGGGAAAACAGUUGCAUGCUUGCAUAAUUAAAUCAGGCAACGACCAAAUGAUCAUGAUUAACAGUGCUGGUGUCAACAUGUACGCAAAAUGUGGCGACAUUGAGAGCGCUUGCAAAAUGUUCAUUAUGAUGCCUGAGAAAAACAUCAUCACGUGGAACACCAUGAUUGCUGGCUAUGCAAAACACGGCUGCAGCAAACAUGUCAUGCAUCUGUUCAACCAGAUGCAGCAAGAGGGUGUCAAGCCAAAUGAUAUCACCUUUCUUUCAGUAAUGACGGCAUGUAGUCACACUGGCUUGAUUGAAGAUGGCUUGAGAAUUUUCAUCUCCAUGCUGGAGGACUUUGAACUUAUUCCCAGAAUCGAGCACUAUAAUUGCAUGGUCGAUCUGCUUGCUCGAGCAGGUUACCUGGACCAUGCAUAUGAUAUCAUCAAAGCAAUGCCUAUUAAAGCAGAUGUCUUCAGUUGGGGAGCGUUACUAGGAGCCUGCAGAUUGCAUAAUAAUAUAGCCCUGGGAAAACUUGCAGCUCAGAACCUGUUUGAAAUGGAUUCUAGAAACCCUGCAAAUUAUGUUUUAUUAUCAAAUAUUUAUGCAGCAGCGGAAAUGUGGGAAGAAGCAAAAGAAAUUAGAAGGCGAAUGAAAAGUAAAUGCAUUAACAAGAGUCCUGGAGUCAGCUGGACAGAGAUAGAUAAUAAAAUACACGUUUUCCAAGCUGGUGAUGAGCAGCACCCACUAAGUAAAGAGAUUUAUUCGUUGCUGAUUUUUUUAAAUUCGAAAAUGAAAACAGUCGGAUAUGCACCAGAUACUAACUUUGUACUUCAAGAUGUGGAUGAUGCAGAAGACUACCUACUGCACCACAGUGAGAGAUUAGCAGUAGCUUUAGGACUCAUUCGUUUGCCACAAAGUUCCACAAUCAGAGUCUUCAAGAACUUACGGAUAUGCGGAGACUGCCAUACCGCUAUGAAACUCAUUUCUACUAUUACCAACAGAGAAAUCAUUAUCAGGGACGUCAACAGGUUUCAUCAUUUUAGAGAUGGAAUCUGCUCUUGUGGGGAUUACUGGUAAAUAUCAAUGGUCAUUUAGUAAAGAAUUCAACAGCGUUGAAAGCAGGUUAAUCGAAAAGUAAACAUCUUUCAAUUUGCUCAAAUGCCAAACAGUUUUGUGGUGCAAGUGGUGCAGUUGAACAAUUCAUCCAAAUAAAAUCAAAUCACGGCACAAUGUCAAGUGAAGUUCUUCAUACACAUGAACAAGGUAAAACCUACAUCAACACGUUAUUCAAAGUACCAAUAUUUGGCAAACAGUUAAAAACACUUAGAGAGGGGGAGAGUGAUGCUGAUGCAGAGCGGGUCCAGACCAUUUACAUGCCCAGCUCAAGCCUAGAUUCUUUGAUCCUUCAUUCAGGUCCAAAUACAGGCAAGUGACUCGAGGCAGAAGCUUGGUUGCAGAUAUAGAUUCGGGCAAUGCUAUUCACAGGCCGAGUUCGAAGGAGCUGGGCCAGCUCGAAUGCUUUAGGUGAGAACUCGAGCUCGGCUAGGCUUGAGCUUAGGCUCAGUUAAGCUCAAGCCGAGACUCCCGACUUGGCUAGAGCUUAGUGUCGCCAGCCUGGAGACAAUUUGCUAAAGCGUUCCCUCUGAGUCUGGACUGCAGAAGGGGGCUUGGAGCAGGUUCCCAUAUCGGCUGAAAAGCUCACCAUCACCAAAUUUUGAUAUUCCAGCAGAGGUUGCAUUGGUGCUAAUGGAACGUCUCUCUGCUGUUUCUGCUUUAUUUUUUUCUCUUCCGUGGAAAUUUAUUUGGGCUUAUCGUUUGCCGUCACUGGUUUUGUCUUCAGUGCUGGCCUUAUUUUUUGUAUAUUCCUUUUGAUGUAUAGCUUUCUUCGUGAAUAAAAGUCCGUGACUGCAUCUACCAGCGAGAGGUUUUUCGAAUGUUUGAACCUUUCAUUUGUUUCAAAUCUGUAUAUCCACUCUGUAUUGCCUUAUCCGUGAUUAGGUCCUC